AUGCAGUUGGCUCUUUACCUCUUAGUGGGAAUUCUCUGGGGAUGCACAAAUGCAUUCAUGAAAAGAGGAUGCUCAAGAAGGGAUGAAGAAAAAGAGAAGGGUCUCCUUCGUGACACAAUUGAUAUACUUAAGAAUUGGUAUGUCGUAAUCCCAUAUUUGUUUAACCAAGCAGGAUCUGCACUUUAUUAUUACCUGUUACGGAAGGCAGACAUAUCUUUGGUAAUGCCUCUGUGUAAUAUCCUCUCCUUUUUUUUCACCUUCCUCACUGAAAUGAUACUUCUUAAGAAGACCUUCUCCUUCAAGUCCGUCCUUGGGUUGUCUUUCGUGAGCGUCGGGCUGUUUCUCUGCCUGGGCGUUUAG
This is a messenger RNA of Plasmodium knowlesi strain H, 360 nucleotides long. RefSeq names its product transmembrane protein 234, putative. The record is from RefSeq and is a predicted model, not a curated record. The transcript has a single exon. The coding region runs from base 1 to 360 and encodes 119 amino acids. Lineage: Eukaryota; Apicomplexa; Aconoidasida; Haemosporida; Plasmodiidae.